AUGGCGGACAUCCUCAUCCAACCAGCUGUCCCGUCUCUUUUUACCCAUACUGAAUCAGCAUCAAAUCUUAUCGUUGAUUCGCCAACGGCAGAUUCUAAUAAUAAUACUGCAAUUCAUCACAGUCGUACAUCACCAAAUAACAAUAAUAACAACAGCAGUAACCAUCCGAAUGCUACAAAUAAAUAUAUUGGUCAUGUAAGUCGAUUACGUAGUGUAUUUAAUCAGUAUGCAUUAACAUUGAAUGAUUUAAAAUCUGGCGAACAUCGAUCUCGUUACGGCAAUCAUCAUGAAGGUCUUAGUUCACCAACACGUGGUUUAGGCGACGGUGCUGAUGAAAUUUCUGUAUCACCACCAACACAACUAUUACCAUUAGCAACAACAUCAUCAUCCACAAUUAUUGAGCGUAGUAGAAGUUUAUCUAAUCCACGGGUACUGGACAAUAAUAAAUCAAAUAUGAAUUCAAUGCGUAAUGGUAUAUCAUCCUUAGCAAUGACCGAAAAUCCACCAACAAAAAGUAAUGCAAAUGAAGAUCAUACAGUACGUUUUCGUAAAGCAAGAGAAAUGUUUCAAACAUUAGAAGAAGAAGCAGCACGUACAACAAUUUCAUUAACAACAACAACAACAACAACAGUAGCAACAAAGCAAAAUGAACCAUUCAAUGAUGAUCUAUAUCAACCAGAUUUUAUGAUUGAUAAACAAAAAAUAGAUAUUUCAAAACUAAAUACAGAACAUAUUCCUGAUCUUAUUAUUGAUCAUAGACAACAACAACAACAACAAAAUCAUCAUCAUAUUGAAUAUUCACCGAAAAGUCAUGAUUCAAAUUCUAAUCGCAUUCGUGAUAUACCAGUACAAUUUAUUGGUACAUCAUCUUUACCUUCUCCUACACACUCUGAUCGAUCAAUAACGUCAAUUCCAAUUCAUCGAACUGUACCAGUAUCAACAACAAUGCCACAAUAUCAGCACGAACAACAACAACAACAAUCACCGAUUCCGUUCGUUUCAAACGAUGAUGUACAUUAUGCUACAGUGAAUCGAAAGCAAAUAAAUUCAGAUCAACAUUAUGAUUUUCCAGCUGAUGCCAUUGAACAAUUAAAAAAACAUCAACGUGAUGAACAUGAUUUAAUGCAUGACAUACCAAAACCAUCGAAUGAAGAAAUAGCGAAUCGUAUUGUUGCAUCAAUUUUACCAUCGAAUAUUCUUAAACGUAUGGAUCAUCUAAAUACAGUAUUUAUUAAGCCAACAUCAAUGGAUCGUUCAUUACCAAAAUUAUCAUUUUCAGAGAAUGAUAAACUAGAAUCGCCUAUAAGAAUUGAAGAUAAACCUGAAAAUAAUCAUUUUAUUCCAGAUCAACAACAAGAAGUCGAACAAAAAUGGAUUGAAAAUCCGAUGCUUAAUAAUGUUGAUUAUGUUAAUGAAGAUAGUACGUCGUCAUCGCCGAUCUUUUAUGAAAAGCCGGGCAUACCAGAAAUGAAUGAUAAUGAUAAUGAUGAUUUAGUAUUGUCACCGAAUGGUACUAGACGAGUUAAAUUUAGUAAUGCACCAAUUCGAGUAUAUCCAACGUAUUCACCAAGUGAAUAUAAUCGACGAAAUGAUGAUAUUGAUCCAUUUUCAGCAUCAGCUGAAUAUGAAUUAGAAAAACGCAUUGAAAAAAUGCAUGUUUUUAAUGUUGAAAUUGAAAAAGGAACCGAUGGUCUUGGUAUCAGUGUUUUGGGAAUGGGCGUAGGUGCUGAUAGUGGCUUAGAAAAAUUGGGUAUUUUUGUUAAAUCUCUUAAUCCUCAAGGUGUUAUUGCCCAAGAUGGACGAAUACAAAUAGGCGAUCAAAUCAUUGAAGUUGAUGAUCAUUCACUUGUUGGUGUAACACAUACCUAUGCAACAAAUGUACUUAAAGCAACAUCAGGUUCAGUUAGAUUUGUAAUUGGUCGUGAAAAAGAUGUUGAAAAUUCUGAAAUCCUUCGUCUUAUUCAACAGUCAUUACAAAUGGAUCAAGAACGUAAUGAAAUGUCACGAGCACUACAGCAUCAUCAUGAUGCGUAUAAUGAUCAACAUUUACAGGAUGAUGGUUUUUCGAAUUUUGAAUUCAAUGAUAAUACUGAUCAUACCAAAUUUGAUGAUGAUAAUAAUGAUAAUAAUAAUGAUAUACAAACAAAUCAUCAUCAUGAAUUAGCUAAAGCACAUGAAAAGAAUUAUGAACAAAUAUGGGCCAUGACCGAGAAGCAAUCUAAUGAACAAUCUCAAAAGGUGUAUGAAUUUGAAAUACUUAAACAACGUUAUGAAUCAUUAGAAAAAUCUCUAGCAAAUGCUGAAAAAGAAAAAGAAUAUUUUCAAAAAAAUUAUGAACAAACUAAAAAAGAUUUUGAACAUAUUGAAGAAAAAUAUUUAAAAGCUAAAAAAUUAAUCAAAGAAUUACAAGAUCGUGAAAUUGAAUCACGAGAGCAACAAUCUCAACAAUUGGAAAAAAAUGAACAACAACAAAAACGAAUUUUAGAAUUAAUUAAAAAAAUUGAAGAACUUGAAAAAACGAUGACUAAUUCAGUAUCAAAUUCUGAACAAGUCAUAGAAAAUUCUUCACUUCUAACACGUAGUACCAAAUUACCAAGUACAAGUUCUGAAUGUGUUGUAUUACGUCCACCAGAUAUACCUGAACGUAUACCGAUUCGAUCGCGUACAAGUUCUGGUCAACACGUUCUUUCUCCUGAGCGUCCACCAAGUCGAAAUACACCUGCAACGUCAUCAAUACGAUUACCAGCAACAUCAUUUGAAAAAAUCUCAAACACGACUACUAUUAAUAUCAAUAACAGAAUGACUAAUCAAUCUGAUUUUGAAGUUGAUCGUAGUCCACUACUCAAUCAUAGUAUACAAAUGGAUAAAAGUCACAUCGCUAAAGCACGCCCAAGAAAUUUACCAUCAAAACGUUUAUCAAAUCCAUUACUCGAUGAAGGUUCUAAUCGUGAUGAUAAUGAUACAGAUAAUAAAAAUUUAAUUUCAAAAGUUCCAUCGAUCGAGCAAACAAUAAUAAAACCUUCAACAAAUAACAAAAAUAAUAACACUGAUGCUGAUGAGUUCGUUGAAGUAAAAGAUUGGACAUCGGAUCAGUGUAUUCAAUGGUUGACUGCUCACGAAAUGACAUCCUUCAUUCCAAUAUUUCUCAGUCGUAAUAUUGAUGGAGAAAAACUUUUAUUACUUGAUAGUACAAAAAUGAAGGCAAUGGGUAUAAAAUCAAGUAAAGAUCGUGAUCAUUUGAAAGCAAAAUUGAAAGAGCUUAAACAUGCUGAUCUCGAUCGAAUUCGUGAACGACUUUUAGCUCAACAAACAACAUCCUUUCAGCAUUCAGUUCAUAGCGGAAAUCGAUUACGUUCAUCGAGUAUGACGAAAUUAAAAGAACGAAGAUUAUUUGGUGGUAGCGGUGGCAAAUAG
Molecule: messenger RNA, 3414 nt
Organism: Rotaria socialis
Lineage: Eukaryota; Metazoa; Rotifera; Eurotatoria; Philodinida; Philodinidae
Source: the annotation of a GenBank genome assembly